Leucoraja erinaceus (little skate) is the source of this 4126-nucleotide messenger RNA. Its product is annotated as zinc finger protein 615-like. Gene Ontology annotation, biological process: regulation of transcription by RNA polymerase II. Gene Ontology annotation, molecular function: DNA-binding transcription factor activity, RNA polymerase II-specific; RNA polymerase II cis-regulatory region sequence-specific DNA binding. NCBI's taxonomy places the organism in Eukaryota, Metazoa, Chordata, Chondrichthyes, Rajiformes, Rajidae. The transcript is spliced from 2 exons. The coding region runs from base 362 to 1588 and encodes 408 amino acids. The record is from RefSeq and is a predicted model, not a curated record.
UCCUCACUCACUCACUCACUCACUCACUCGCGGCUCAUCUCAUCCCGCCCGCGCGCUGCCCGUUGCCCCGGAGACGGAGAGAGAGAGAGAGACCGCGCGGCGCAGGGGCCUCAGCCCGGAAAUGACGUCGCGGCCCCGGCCCGUUGCCCCGCAGGCUGCGGGGCGGCCUCAGCCCGGAAAUGACGUCACGGCCAAGAUGGAGCCGACCCGACCCGCACUGGACGGGUUUAGGAGCCGUUGCUGAGGGUGGAGAGACGGGGAUGUGACCGGCUAUUGAGGGUGGCCAGGGUGCCGGUGAGUCGCCUACCCACCCACCCCAUCUGCUAGCUGUGCGGGAUGAGCUUCGAGGGGCUGAGCUUCGAUGGAGGACCACAUGAUGGGGCACAACAAGGAGAAGCGUUAUGAGUGCGACGUGUGUGGCAAGGCCUGCCGGAGACCGAGCGAGCUGGAGAUCCACCGGCGGGUUCACACGGGAGAACGCCCCUUCAACUGCUCGGAGUGCGGCAAGAGCUUCACCCGCUACAGCAACCUGCUGGGGCACAACCGCGUGCACUCCAGCGAGAGGCCCUUUGCCUGCUCUGAAUGUGGCAAGAGCUUCAAGGGGGCGAAUGACCUGAAGAUCCACCGGCGGGUGCACAGCGGGGAGCCGCUCUACACGUGCGGCGACUGUGGCAAGGGCUUCUCCCUCUCCAACAGCCUGCUGGCGCACCAGAGUACCCACACCGGCGAGCACCCCUACACCUGCACCCAGUGCGGCAAGGGCUUCACCCAGUCCAACAACCUGCUGGUGCACCAGCGCACCCACACCGGCGAGCGCCCCUACACCUGUGUCCAGUGUGGCAAGAGCUUCCCCCACUCCAGCAACCUGCUGAAGCACCAGCGCACCCACACCGGUGAGCGUCCCUACACCUGCGCCCAGUGUGGCAAGGGCUUCACCUACUCCCACCACCUGUUGCAGCACCAGCGCACCCACACCGGCGAGCGCCCCUACACCUGUGCCCAGUGUGGCAAGGGCUUCACCCAGUCCAGCAGCCUGCUGAAGCACCAGCGCACCCACACCGGUGAGCGUUCCUACAUCUGUGCCCAGUGCGGCAAGGGCUUCAACUACUCCCACCACCUGCUGGAGCACCAGCGCACCCACACUGGCGAGCGUCCCUACACCUGUGCCCAGUGCGGUAAGGGCUUUACCAGGGCCAGCAGCCUGCUGAAGCACCAGCGCACCCACACCGGCGAGCGCCCCUACACCUGUGCCCAGUGUGGCAAGGGCUUCACCCAGUCCAGCAGCCUGCUGAAGCACCAGCGCACCCACACCGGCGAGCGCCCCUACACCUGCGCCCAGUGCGGCAAGGGCUUCACUUGCUCCACCAGGCUGCUGUCCCACCAGCGGGUGCAUGCCGGCGAAUGUCCCAUCCCCAGCUCGGUGUGUGGAGAGCACUUUGCCAUGGCCUCCCAUGCCCUGUCACACCAGCGCUUGCACACCAGUGGCCAGCACUACGACUGCCCGUACUGUGGUGAGGCGUUUGACAGCUCGCGGGGGUUGCGGCAGCACCGGCGGGCCCACGCCGGCGAGCAGCUGCUCCCACUGUGACAAGAGAGCAUGGGGGCUGCGGGAGCACCAGCGGAUACACACCAGAGAGAGAACGUUUGUGUUAGCUGAGUGUAGCAAGGGUUUCACCCGCAUGUCCAGCCUGUGCAGGGCUCUCGCUUAACCUUUUUUCCCUGUUGCCAGCCGGGCAACCUAGGCAGCUUUUUAGUUUGCCAAAUGACAGUUUAGGUGGUCAUUUAGGACGGCUCACAUGGCAAGCGUGAUAAUCUGCUCAGACGAAGUGCGUAGUUACCAGUCGGAAUUAUGGUCAAUGAAGCAUUCACAUAUUAUUUCUGCUUCAAAUAAAGUCACAAACUAAACAUAUUCACCAAUCAAGACAUGAUAUAUACCACAAUGACAUGCAGCAACAUUACAAUACAGUAUCUCAUCUCUUUUUACACGUUACAAUGAAUGCAGUUUCUAUUAUUUCUUUCCACUUCCAAACAAAAUUCUGGUUGGAUUAUUCAGUGUAUGAUCAACCCCAGUGAGACCAAGUGCAGCCUUGGCGAUCGCUCCCCACAGUACCUCCUCAGUUUGCAAUAACCAACCUGAUCACCCAAUGGCUCAACACUUCAACUCACCCUCCCAUUCCGAAUCCGACCUUUCUGCCCUGGGCCUCCAGGGCCAGAGUAAGGGCCCACUGCAAAUUGGAGGAGCAGCACCUCAUAUUUUGCUUGGGUAGUUUACACCCCAGCAGUAUGAACAUUGACUUCUCCAAUUUCAGGUAGUCCCUGCUUUCUCCUCCCCUUCCCAGCCCUACUUCAGCCCACUGUCUUUGCCUUUUCCUUUCUUCUUCCCGCCCGCACCCUCACAUCAGUCUGAAGAAGGAUCUCAACCCGAAACGUUGCCUAUUUCCUGCGCUCCAUAGAUGCUGCCUCACCCGCUGAGUUUCUCCAACAUUUUUGUCGACCCAUUCACACAAGUUCUAUCCAUGUACCUGUCUAUAACUGUUUCUUAAACGUUGGGUUAGGCCCAGCCUCAACUACCUCAUCCGGCAGCUUGUUCCAUACACCCAUGCACUCUUGAAAAGUUACCCCUCAGAUUCUUAUUAAAUCUUUUCCUCUUCACCUUGAACCCAUGUCCUCUGGUCCUCGACUCCCUCACUCUGGGCAAGAGAUUCUGUGCAUCUAACUAAAUUGUGUUCUAUGCAAGAUUCCCACAUCUGCAAUUUCUUGUGUCUCCCUCACCUAUAUCCACCUAUCACUUCUGAAGAAGGGUCUUAACCUGAAACAUCACCCAUUCCUUUUCUCUAGAGAUGCUGCCUCUCCUGCUGAGUUACUCCAGCAUUUUGUAUCCACCUCUCACUUGCCAGGCUUUGUCCAGCCCCCAUCUCUUUUUUCCAGCUUCCUACCCACCGUCUCCAAUCAGUCUGAAGAAUGGUCCCGACUCAAAACAUUGUCUGUCCAUUCCCUCUAAAGUGGUGGAGGAACUCAGUGGGUCAGGCCGCAUCUGUAGGGGGAAGGCAAUCUAAGGAGACCAUUCCCAUCUCUCCUUUCCAACUUUCUCCACCCCCACACCAAGCAGUCUGAAGAAGGGUCCUGACCUAGAAUGUUGCCUGUCCAUGCUCUCCAGAGGUGCAAGUUACUCCAGGAGAUUGUGUCUAUUUUUGUAAACCAGCAUCUGCAGUUCCUUGUAUCUAGACUAGGCGUGCAUUUCACCCUACACUUGUGCUCGGUCCGUCAAGGCCUGCUGGAUCUCCCGGUUGCCAACCAUUUUAACCACCCUUUCCAUUCCCACACUGGUCUUUCUGUCCUGGGCCUCCUCCAUCUGUCAUGGGCCUGAAUGGCGGUGCAGGCUCGAAGGGCCGAAUGGCCUCUACUCCUGCACCUAUGUUCUAUGUGUAUAUGUGGGGGGCGGUGGUGGGGGAAGCUUUUACAUCUCUUCCUUGCAUGGGAGAUCCGACCUUUUCCCUGUCGAGUCUCCAUUGUCGUUGGGGCCUAGCACUGUGGAGAGGACUCCAGCCGGAACGACCUGGGGGCUUCAAUCGCAAAGCCUGCAGACUUACCAUCGUGGGGCUGGUCGGCUUUGGAGCGUGGGGAGCUGAGGUGGCGCGCGGCUGCGACCAGACUUCGGAGCUUCGGAGGCUCCAGCUGCAGGCCUGUGGACGGUGACAUCAGGAACUCGCGGGUCCCUCGUGGGAGACCACUUUACGGGGCUCCCGCGGUGGCAGCUUCUCCCAUCUGAGUUGCGGGGCUGAAAACUACCCGUAGCGGGGCCUGACAUUGCCCGGCGCGGCUUUAACGGCUGUGGGAUUUGCCUUCGCCCGCUGGGGGUUCCAACAUUAAGACCCGGAGCAGGGCCUUACAUCGCAGGCACGGCCGCAGGACUCACCAUAGUCCGCCGAGGGCUUUAACAUCCGGAGAGGAUGGAAAGCAGGGUAGAGACAAGACUGUCUUCCAUCACAGUGAGGAGAUUUACUGUGAUGUAUGUCUGUGUGAAUUGAGUUGGUUGUGUGCCUUGUAAAAUUGUUUCUUUCUGUUGUAUGGCUGCAGAAACCAAAGUUCCUAACCGAAAAAUAAAGUUAAUUGAAUUGAAUUUAAA